AUGUUCUACCGCCACGACACCGUUGACGAGUUCCGAGAUGCUCAAGUGCAUGGCACCACCAUGACUUCCCCGAAAGAAGGCAUCAAGAAAGAGACCGACAAUACAACACCCAGUCAUUCUGAAACAAACAUGGGCGAGACUUACGUUAAGCGUAGCUACCUCGAACGACUCAAGCUCUGGAGCCACCGAGACCCUCGACAGCCAAACAAUUUCUUCAAAUUCAUGUUUAUCCCCAUCUAUCUACUGAGAUAUCCAAGCAUUGUGUUCUCUGGUCUACUUGUGGGCAGUGUUCUAGCCUGGUACAAUGUGCUCCUGGGUACAAUGACCUCCGUGUUUGGCGGCGCUCCGUAUCAUUUCAGCGCAAACAUGAUCGGCUUCACCUACCUUGCUUGCGUGAUCGGCACUAGUCUGGGUUGCUUCAUUGCUGGAUGGCCGAAUGACAAUCUCGCUACCUGGGCAGCGCGAAGAAACAAUGGUGUCAAGGAGCCCGAGGCUCGACUUUGGGCGGCCCUUGUUCCUUUGAUACUUCACCCAGCUGGGUGUAUUCUCUAUGGCGUUGGUGCCGCGCACCAGAUUCACUGGAUUGGGCUGUGUGUUGGCAUUGUGCUGGUAACAUUAUCCAUUGUCAUGGGUGCCAUUUAG
Clonostachys rhizophaga is the source of this 642-nucleotide messenger RNA. The record is from the annotation of a GenBank genome assembly. Lineage: Eukaryota; Fungi; Ascomycota; Sordariomycetes; Hypocreales; Bionectriaceae.